Hylaeus anthracinus is the source of this 1646-nucleotide messenger RNA. Its product is annotated as coiled-coil domain-containing protein 124. The transcript is spliced from 5 exons. The record is from RefSeq and is a predicted model, not a curated record. Lineage: Eukaryota; Metazoa; Arthropoda; Insecta; Hymenoptera; Colletidae. Bases 298 to 1029 code for a protein of 243 amino acids. Gene Ontology annotation, molecular function: transcription coactivator activity. Gene Ontology annotation, cellular component: nucleus. Gene Ontology annotation, biological process: transcription by RNA polymerase II.
UUCGCAAGCGACACCUAGCAGCAUUAAGUGUAAAUGAACGGUGUAUCACAGAAAAUGUCAUGAUAUUUUCUUAAUCGGUGAUCAAAUCUCGAUCACGCUCAAAAUUUUAAUCCUCACCAUUGGAACUGCUCGUUCAGGAUCGUAAUACUUUAGGCAAUAUUUUACUACAAAAAACUGAGUAAAACCUUUUGCCUUGUCUGGUUGUUGGUAUAUUACUCUUGUGAUUACCAUAUGGAUCACAGAAUGUAGACACACAUUCAAUUAUAUUGCAUGAUUUCUACUAAUCUGAAUCCAUGAAUGCUAUUAGCUUGUGGUAUGUUACUAGCUAAGGUGUAUCCUUGCAAAUUUCCAAGAUAUGUACAUGAACAUAGAGAGUUGAUACGGUUUUUAUUUCUGAUCAACAUGCCCAAGAAAUUUGUUGGAGAGAACAGCAAAGCUGUUGCUGCCAGAGCAAGAAAGGCAGCAGCCAAGGAAGCUGAAUCUACAAGAAAAGCUUUAGAAGCUGAAGAGAAGGCCUGGCAGGAUGAUGAUAAGCAAGUGUUGAAGAAAAAGCAAAAACAGGAAGAACUGGAAAAGAAACGUCAACAACAAUUAGAAAAGAAAGCAGAGGUUAAAGCUUUGCUUGAAAAAGAAUUGGCAACUAUAAAAGUGGGCGGCAAGCAACCUGCUGCAAAAAUUACGAGGGCAGAAAUUGUGAUUGCAACGGAAAAGCGAAAUCAGGUAGCACUGAAUAAGAAAGAGGAAGAGAAACCGAUUGAGGAAAAUUUGAAUCGAUUAACGAUCGAAGGUGAAACGGCACACGGUAUAGACGAAGCGUUGUCUGUUUUAAGUACAAAGGAACCUGAAAUCGAUCGCCAUCCUGAGAAACGUAUGAAAGCUGCGUUCGCUAGUUUCGAAGAAAGGAUGAUGCCUAUCAUUAAAGAACAAAAUCCAACGUUAAGGUUAAGUCAAUUAAAACAAAUAUUGAAGAAGGAAUGGAUGAAGUCUCCCGAAAACCCACUUAAUCAAAAAUUACUCCUGAAUCGUUGAUAUUAAAUAACUAAACAAGAACACAAACACGCAUAACGACUGAUUAAAUGGCUAACUGGAAUACAUGAAACAAGACUUAUAAAUAUAAUUAUAAAGGAUUCAAGUAUCUAUACACAAUUUUAUUGUAAACGAAUAAGUUAUACUCCACUAAAAUACAUAAAAUAACAUUGUAUAAAUCAUCUUUGGUAUAACUUAUACGCUACUACAUAGCCUCUACAUUGUAUUUUACAACUUGAUUGACAAACAAACCUUCGCUGAGGCUGCGUAAAUUUGAACAAACGUCUUAACAAUCGUGUACGUCUUUUGGCACAGUUAUCAUGCAGACUUAUACAAUUUCUUUACAAAUAUAAACGUUCUAUGAAAAGUUCGUAAAAAAGAUAAUUAUAAAGAUCGGUUACGUCAUUACAGUCGUAUAAAAAGUAUCUAUACAAACGAAUUUUCACCAAUAGAAUCUAGGUUAUGUACAAUAGAUUCCAAUCGUUGUGUCGAUGCAUUAAAUUCGCCGCAGCAAAUUAAGCAGAAGGCACCAUAUUUUUGUUGUUGUCUAACAAUGUACAAUGAGUCAAAUACCCGUACGAAGAACUUGAUUCAAAUAUAAAUCUUAUCACGUAUUAACA